Messenger RNA from Penicillium pulvis, 2160 nucleotides. RefSeq names its product Catalase B. The transcript has 6 exons. Gene Ontology annotation, molecular function: catalase activity; heme binding. The record is from RefSeq and is a predicted model, not a curated record. Lineage: Eukaryota; Fungi; Ascomycota; Eurotiomycetes; Eurotiales; Aspergillaceae. Bases 1 to 2160 code for a protein of 719 amino acids. Gene Ontology annotation, cellular component: cytosol. Gene Ontology annotation, biological process: hydrogen peroxide catabolic process; response to oxidative stress.
AUGAAGUGUCUAUCUUUCUUUACAUGUCUUGUGGGCAUUACCAACGCUGCCUGUCCAUAUAUGACAGGCGAGAUGCCAGGUCUGACCCGUCGAGAUGAAAGUGAUGCUACAGCGCAGACUGAAGAGUUCAUGUCGGAGUUUUACCUGAAUGAUCAGAACGCCUACAUGACCUCAGAUGUUGGAGGUCCCAUCGCAGAUCAAAACAGUUUGAGUGUGGGAGAACGUGGCCCUAGCCUUCUCGAAGAUUUCAUCUUCCGUCAGAAGAUCCAGCGGUUUGAUCAUGAAAGGGUUCCCGAACGCGCUGUGCACGCACGCGGUGCGGGCGCGCAUGGAGUCUUCACGUCUUACGGCAAUUGGUCAAACAUCACGGCUGCCUCCUUCUUGUCCGCCGAGCAGAAAGAGACUCCCAUGUUUGUGCGGUUCUCUACGGUGGCAGGCAGUCGUGGAAGUUCCGAUACAGCUCGUGACGUGCAUGGUUUUUCGACCCGCUUUUACACCGAGGAAGGCAAUUUCGAUAUUGUCGGUAAUAACAUUCCCGUGUUCUUCAUUCAGGAUGCUAUUCUCUUCCCGGAUUUGAUCCAUGCUGUCAAACCCCGAGGCGACAAUGAAAUUCCUCAGGCUGCUACAGCUCAUGACUCGGCCUGGGAUUUCUUCAGCCGGCAGCCAAGUUCAUUACAUACUCUUCUAUGGGCUAUGGCAGGGCACGGCAUUCCUCGAUCGUUCCGCCAUGUCGAUGGAUUUGGUGUUCAUACCUAUCGUCUGGUAACUGAAUCUGGCAAGAGUAAGCUUGUUAAGUUCCACUGGAAGAGCUUGCAAGGAAGGGCUAGUUUCGUAUGGGAGGAGGCGCAGCAGGUCUCUGGCAAGAACACGGAUUAUAUCCGCGAAGACCUCUUCGACGCUAUCGAGGCAGGCCGUUUUCCUGAGUGGGAGCUCGGUGUUCAAAUCAUGGAUGAGGAAGAUCAACUGAGAUUCGGAUUCGAUCUACUUGACCCGACGAAAUUCGUACCCGAAGAAUACGUGCCCGUCACCAAGCUCGGGAAGAUGCAGCUCAAUAGAAAUCCUAGAAAUUAUUUCGCCGAGACUGAACAGGUUAUGUUUCAACCCGGGCAUAUUGUGCGCGGAGUCGACUUCACGGAUGAUCCUCUUCUUCAAGGUCGCCUUUUCUCUUACCUAGACACUCAAUUGAACCGUCAUGGUGGCCCCAACUUUGAACAGCUGCCAAUUAACCGGCCUCGAGUGCCAAUUCACAACAACAACAGAGAUGGAGCCGCACAAAUGUUCAUUCCAUUGAACAAAGACGCAUACACGCCAAACACUCCCAACAAUGGCUCUCCCAUGCAAGCCAACCAAACCGUCGGUAACGGCUUCUUUACAGCUCCCGGACGCACUGUUGGCGGAAAGCUCGUUCGCAAUGUCAGUCCCACAUUCUCCGAUGUUUGGUCGCAACCCCGGCUCUUCUGGAACUCCCUUGUUCCUGCCGAGCAGCAAUUCGUCGUGGACGCCAUGCGCUUCGAGAGUGCGAAUGUAGAGAGCUCUAUCGUACGAAGCAACGUGAUCUUUGAGUUAAACCGGGUCAGCAAUGAUCUUGCUAAGCGUGUCGCUGAGGCGAUUGGAGUUGACGCUCCUGAGCCUGACUCUACCUACUACCACGACAAUACAACGGCCAAUGUCGGAGCCUUUGGUCAGAAAUUGCUUAAGUUAGAAGGUCUGAAAGUGGGACUGCUUGCCUCUGUCCAGAAUUCAUCAUCGAUUGCGCAGGGUGCGCAGUUACAAAGCUAUCUUGCGUCAGUUGGGGUUGAUGUUGUGGUGGUAGGCGAGCGCAAGGCAGAUGGCGUGAAUCAGACUUACUCUAGCUCGGAUGCGGUCAACUUCGAUGCCGUCAUAAUUGCCGAUGGCGCUGCGGCUUUGUUCAACCCAGCUGCAACUGGAACUUCUCUGUACCCAGCAGGUCGGCCAUUGGAUAUUGUCAAUGAUGCGUUCCGAUUCGGCAAGACUGUCGGUGCACUUGGAAAUGGAUUCGCUGCGCUGCUUGCUGCGCAGGUUCCAACUGAUCGAGAUGGCGUCUAUACUGCGGACUCAAUCACCGAUGACUUUGUGACCGGUGUUCAAGAUGGUCUUCGCACUUUCAAGUUUUUGGAUCGCUUUGCCCUUGACAAGUGA